Messenger RNA from Panicum virgatum (switchgrass), 3369 nucleotides. Its product is annotated as zinc finger MYM-type protein 1-like. Lineage: Eukaryota; Viridiplantae; Streptophyta; Magnoliopsida; Poales; Poaceae. The coding region runs from base 557 to 3214 and encodes 885 amino acids. Gene Ontology annotation, molecular function: protein dimerization activity. The record is from RefSeq and is a predicted model, not a curated record. The transcript is spliced from 2 exons.
GGCGGAGCUACAUAGAUGCCUGGGUAUUCCCAGGAAUACCCAACAUUUUUUGCACAACCAUAAGUAUACAUAGGCAUAUACUGAAAUAUAUAAUGUAUAUUGGUCAUUUUAGAACACAAAUCAGCCCAAAGCCAAUUUCAUCAGCCUAUAGACUAUAGAGACAGGAGCUCAAGGCCCAAUGGCCCAGUAAGGCACACGAUGCCCAGUAAGCCUCCCCUGGCCUCCCCUGUUCGCACGGACGUGAGGCGAUAUGCCCCCGACUGCCCGUGACGCCCGUCCUCCGUCCUCCACUUUCAGCUCUCUGUUCGCCUUCGCCAUUCCCCAAUCCUCAAUCCCUAACCCUAAUCUUGCUGGCAUGCGGUUCUUCUCCGGCAAGUCGUGAGCGGCUAGCGGCGGCGCUCGGUGGCGAUAGUAGGCAGAGGAUGCAGCCGCGCAGGGCGUGGCGGAGCGGCAGGCCGCGUGAUGGCGAGUCGCAAGCAGCGUGGUGACUAGCUCAGCGUGUGGUGGAGCGGCGGUCGGCUAGCUGCAGCGUGGUGACUGGUGAGAUUAUUGCAUAAUGAAGAAGAGAAAAACCGUUGAUUUGAAGAGUUUGUGGGAAAAAGCAUCGAAGACAAGAAAAGUAGAAUUAGGUUCCACAUCAAUUCCAGAACCAGUUGCAGUAACAUCGGUGGUAGGGAGUGUGGCCCAACCUCAAGAUCCGCCAUCUGUUGUGCUGGAAACAAUUGUGAGUCAAGUUCAUAAUGAAAGCAUUCCAUCUGUUGACCAUGAGAUAGCAAGCAGAGAACUUGAGAUAGCUAGCAAUGACCCUAACACAGCAACCACAGAAUUGGGAGAGGAGCAGGAGCAGCAGCAGCAUAGAUCAGGGGAAUUCACAGAACCUUCUACUUGGUCUCCUAUCAGAGAUGGUGAUGACUCCGGCGAUGAAUCAAAUGAUGAAGCUAUUUAUGACAUUGACCGUCUAUCUCAUGAUCCUGGAAACAGAAUUCCCAUCAAAAGAUAUAAUGUUAAUGAGCGGAAUUCUGUGAUCAGGGCAUUCAUUGCAUUAGGUCCUUGUCAACCAUGGGACCAUGAUUUUCCUAUAAGGUAUAUUGGAGGUAAACCUCGUCGCUUCGUGCCUGAUUGGUUUCAUCAAUUCAGAUGGCUAGAAUAUAGUGUGCAAAAAGAUACUGCAUUCUGCUUUGUUUGUUACUUGUUCAAGCAUAAACUUAAUUCUUCUGGUGGAGAUGCUUUUGUGACUACGGGCUUUAGAAAUUGGCAUAUGAAAAGCAGGAUUACUAAACAUUGUGGUUCUGUGAAUAGUUUUCACAAUAUGGCUCAAGAGAAAUAUAAUUUGUUCAUCACACCUAAAAGAUCAAUUGUUGAGAAGUUUGCUACAAUAAAUGAAAAUGACAAGGCUGAUUAUAUGUCUCGUUUGUCAUACUCUAUUCAAUGUGCUAAGUAUCUUCUACGACAAGGUCUAGCUUCUCGUGGACAUGAUGAAAGUGAAAAUUCACUUAACAAAGGAAAUUUCAAGGAGUUGUUAAAUAUGCUAGCUAAAAACUUUGAAGAGGUUGGUAGAGUGGUUUUGAAGAAUGCCCCAAAGAAUUGUAAGAUGACUUCCCCUGAAAUACAAAGACAAAUUGCUAAUUGUUGUGCCAAAGAAACAACUAAGCUUCUCAUGGAAGACCUUGGUGGUAAUUAUUUUGCAAUUCUUGCCGAUGAGUCCAGUGAUGUGUACCAAAAUGAACAACUAGCUCUUUGUUUGCGGUAUGUUGACAAAAAGGGAAGGGUAGUUGAGAGGUUUUUAGGUAUUGUUCAUGUUGAGAGCACUACUUCCUUGACACUUAAAAUUGCAAUUGAGAAAUUAUUGAUGGAGCAUAAUUUGAGCUGGUCCAUGGUACGUGGGCAAGGUUAUGAUGGAGCUAGUAACAUGAAGGGUCAUGUUAAUGGUCUAAAGAAACUCAUUAUGGAUGAAUGUCCAUCUGCUUUCUAUGUUCACUGCUUUGCACAUCAACUUCAGUUAUCUCUUGUGGCAGUUGCUAAGGAAAACCCAGAUUGUAUUUGGUUCUUUGAUCAAGUUAGAUUUUUGUUGAACCUUAUUGGGAAUUCCUGUAAGAAGGCACAAAUGCUUCGAGAAGCACAAGCACAGAGAAUUCUAGAAGCUCUAGAAUUCGAUGACAUUCAGACGGGAAAGGGUUUGAAUCAAGAAAUGGGAUUGGGUAGGCCAGGAGAUACUCGUUGGGGUUCUCACUACAAGACUGUUAUGCACCUUUUAUCUUUGUAUCCUUCAAUUAGGAAAGUCCUCACGAAGGUUGGUGAUGAUCGCUCUCAAGGUGUUGAGUGUGCACAUGCACAAACAAUGUUGACAAUAUUUCGAUCAUAUGAGUUUGUUUUUAUGGCACACUUGAUGCAAACAGUACUUGGGUUCACAGCAGACUUGAAUUAUGCCUUGCAGAAGAGGGAUCAAGAUAUUGUCAAUGCAGUAGAACUCAUUUCCUUGACCAAGCUCCAAUUGCAUCAAUUGCGAGAGGAUCAGGGCUGGGAAGAUUUCCUCAAAGAAGUGGAGUCAUUUUGUGUGAAGAAUAAAAUCAAAAUUCCAGACAUGGACAUAUUCUACAAGCCUGUAGGAAGAGAUAGGAGGUUCUUUGUCCAGAUCAAGAAUCUACACCGUUAUCGUGUUGAUAUGUUCUUAAGCAUCAUUGAUAGGCAACUUCUAGAGCUUAAUGAAAGAUUUUCUGAGGUAAACACAGAAUUGCUAGUUUGCAUGGCUGCAUUCAGUCCUAUUGAUUCAUUUGCUGCUUUUGACAAAGACAAAUUGGUUAAACUUGCUGGAUUUUAUCCCAAUGAUUUCUCAUUGUUAGAGUUGAGACAUCUGCCCACUUCACUUACUUUGUACAUCAAUGAUAUGCUAGCUGAUGAAAGGUUCAACAAUGUGAAGACUCUUGCAGAGCUUUCUGUUAAGCUUGUUGAAACAAACAAGUAUGAUAGACAUCAAAUUGUUUACAAGCUUCUCAAGUUGGUGAUAGUGCUUCCAGUAGCAACAGCAAGUGUUGAAAGAGUCUUUUCUGUCAUGAAUUAUGUGAAGAACAAAUUGAGAAACAAACUUGGAGAUCAAUAUUUGAAUGAUUGUUUGGUUACGUUUAUUGAGCGGGAGUUCUUUCUACAAGUUCAAGACAAAAACAUUAUCAACCGCUUCCAAGCUAUGAAGGAACGCAGAUUUAAAGGAAGACUAUAGUUUUUGUAAGUUCUUUUUGUUACUUAUUAGUUUGUUUCCUACUGUCAUGCCUAUCUUAGAUGUGAACAAACUACAUUUGAAAUCUGUUGCUAUGCAUUGGAAUUUUUUUUUUUUGGUUGUGGGAAUACCCAAGUUCUUAAUCCUAGCUCCGCCGC